AUGUUCCCAGAUCACCCUAUGAAACACAAACAAGUAAGAAAAGAGCCAGCCAACACAGAAGAACCAACCAGCACAGUACAAGCACCAGCAUCAUUGGUGAAGGGCAAGUGCAAACAUGCUAAUAGUGUGGUAGAAGUCCGGAAAGCAUUGAAUGUGAGCAAAGUUCAACCAUCAGAGGCACUGCAUCAGCAUGAAGUUAAGAAGGUCAAGUUAACACCUAAGCUUAGCAGGACUUAUUCUGCACCAAAUCCACUUCAAAUCUUUGGUAAAAAGCGCAGCAAUCCCAAGGUCAAGAAUGGUACUGCUGAAUCAGAUCCUGGAGACCUAGAUGAAGAUGGUGAAGACUGUGAUGAACAAGAUAGCCUAGAUGAUGAGGAUGAGGAUGAAGAACUUGUGGAUCUUGCUGUUGAAAAUUUUGGUGAAGAAGGAGUGCAAUGGAACCAGAAGAGUACAUCAAAUCAAGUCAACACAGCACUUGACGAUGAGUCAGAGGACGAACAAGACUCAAUGGGGCUCGAGAAAGCAACUAAAAUUAUGCCACAUUUCGCUGAUGACACAGAGCAGAAGCCUCUUACCACACUCGUGGUCAGUUCAGGUGCCUCAGAUACUGCAAGCCUCAACAGAACUACCAGUGUGUGGUUGCCAGACAUGGAUCUACAGGUGACUGUUCGCGGGAACUCUCCGUUUAUCUCCAUCAAACUGCAGUCGGAGAAGGAUGAUGUUGAUCUCACCAUUGACAAUGUCUUUGCAAUGACCACUGCAUUCGCAACUUGUGGUACUGAGACACUGGCCUAUGAAGCUCUCAUCGAGUCAGCUGAUCAUGAAGGUUAUACCAGGGACAAUGACAUGGCUGAAUGCCUUCUUAGUGACUCGUGGGCUCAGUAUGCCAAGCUGCUCAUAGAUUAUACUACAUGCCGCAUUCACCUCUGCUGCAAUCAGUUUAAGAAGGCAGUCAGUGUAGUUGUCACAAGUGUUCUCAAUCUUGCGACAAAUUCCGCAGCUCAGAACUCGUUGCUCUUAGAAGACAUCAACUAUAUCUACCCUUGGUCAGUAAAGAAAAACAAGUAUGAAACCUCAAAGCCAUUCCAGGCUGAAGUGAUCAAAGAGGGUGUUCAAGCCGGCUUCUUCGUUGCCAACCAAUAUGACGAUCUUGGCAUCAAAUUUUCUUACCUACUUUCAUCUUCACUCUCCACAGCUCCAGAUGAGUUGGAGGUUGUCAACCACAUGAUAGCCAGUGUUGCUACUGCAGUUGAAGCUUGUAUCCUGGAUUUUACCAUUGGAAAGAGCAGCAAAUUUGUUGGGCCGAGUCACGACAACACAUUCAAAGCACACAUGCUCCUCCUCCUCACUAUGAAGCAGAAGAAGCCACUUGAGUAUCACAAGCUAACUCACAGCAUCUAUCGUGCUGUUAUUGGCAUGCACAGUGUUGGGUCUGCCUGA
Messenger RNA from Suillus subaureus, 1440 nucleotides. RefSeq lists its product as uncharacterized. NCBI's taxonomy places the organism in Eukaryota, Fungi, Basidiomycota, Agaricomycetes, Boletales, Suillaceae. Bases 1 to 1440 code for a protein of 479 amino acids. The transcript has 10 exons. The record is from RefSeq and is a predicted model, not a curated record.